AAAUAUGUCAAACUAAUGUCUCGAACAUACCGGUGCCGUAAAGAGUAAAACAUACCAAAACAAUAUGUUUUUAUCAUUGCUGCUACACACAAACUAAACACAAUCUUCAAAAGUUUAUCUUUGUUGACAAAGUUUGAGGCCGAGCAAAGCAAAACAAAAAAUCUUUCCUGAUAGAUCGGAAAGACAGUCUAAAAUAUCCUCCUGGCCGUGACAGUCCAUCCGGUGCUGGUUUCAUAACUGCUUGUUAUCAAAGCAAUCUGAACACUUGCACUAGGCUAACAGAAAGUGUUUGUGGUUUAAGAAAAACUAGUAAAUAAAAAGAAGUAGGCCUAAGCUUUUCAGCUCGACAUCAUGAGUGGAUAUUUGGCUCGAAACUACGGCAGUCGCUACAUAUCUAUACUCAGCCGUGUGUGGUCAGGAAACUCACAGCUGAUGAAAAAUUCCGAAGCAACAUUGAGAAAAACACUCGAAGCAAAGUUCCCUCAGGCAAAGAACAUUGUCGUUAGCGACAUUUCCGGAGGAUGUGGAUCGAUGUACGAAAUAUACGUCGAAAGUAAAGAAUUUAAAGGUCUGUCGACUGUUAAGCAACACCGGUUGAUCACGGAAACUCUCAAAUCGGAAAUUAAGGAUAUGCACGGCCUGCGGAUACACACAUCGAUAGCUGAAUAAUUGCUACACAGAAAUUGGCUAACGUUUGCUGUAGCUGAGCGCUAUAGAGCAAAUAAUGAUAAUACUUCUACGGAAGCAACGGUGCAAAACGUCACUUUCAUAGCAAAAAAACAAAAAUAAAAUGUUCUAAUACGUA
Molecule: messenger RNA, 805 nt
Organism: Anopheles arabiensis
Lineage: Eukaryota; Metazoa; Arthropoda; Insecta; Diptera; Culicidae
Product: bolA-like protein 3
Exons: 3
Coding region: 352-669 (105 amino acids)
Source: RefSeq, a predicted model, not a curated record